AUGCUCAGUGCACGGACCGCCCUGGUGCUGCUGCUGCUCUGCACCCUGUCCCCACGCUGCACAGAAGCUACUCGCACACCUGUAGAAUGCUGCUUCCAUUACAUGAAACAUGUUCUCCGACUCGCCGUCCUGAAGAACUUCUAUGAGACCCCCAAGGAAUGUUUCUAUCCAGCAAUUGUGUUUGAGACUAAGAAGGGGGCCAAGAUUUGCGUAGACCCAGAGCAGCCCUGGGUGGCGAAGAGAGUCAUGGAACUUGAAAAGAAGAUGACUCGUCACGCGCCGUGAUCUGGGCCAGAAAACCCAGUUCAGGCUACCCRUCCUUCUGGUGGAAAGACUCAGACUCCGUCUCCUAGAACAGGGCUGUGGCAAGUUUGGGAUGCAGACAGAUGGCACCGGCCCCACAGCG
Molecule: messenger RNA, 406 nt
Organism: Nothoprocta perdicaria
Lineage: Eukaryota; Metazoa; Chordata; Aves; Tinamiformes; Tinamidae
Product: C-C motif chemokine 3-like
Exons: 3
Coding region: 1-285 (94 amino acids)
Biological process (GO): G protein-coupled receptor signaling pathway; immune response; lymphocyte chemotaxis
Cellular component (GO): extracellular region
Molecular function (GO): CCR chemokine receptor binding; chemokine activity
Source: RefSeq, a predicted model, not a curated record